UGCUUGGAUUUUUCACUCGCACGGUCACACUGUAACCGCGCGCGGCCGAAGAAACAAAGUGUGCUUCUAUUUUGCAAUCAAGUCGCCGGCAGUUCACAUUAUCUCACCCUCGGGCGAAGAACAGCUGAAACCGGAAACGGGUCAGAGUAUCAGAGCAUCAGCAAGGACACGGAUUCAGAGGCGCCAUGAAGAUCGAGGAAGUCAAGAGCACCGUGCGCACCCAGCGCAUCGCAGCCCACAGCCACGUGAAGGGAUUGGGUCUGGACGAGGUGGGAGCCGCCGUGCACAGUGCAGCCGGAUUGGUGGGUCAGAAGGCGGCUCGCGAGGCUGCCGGCAUUGUGGUGGACCUCAUCAAAUCGAAGAAGAUGGCCGGAAGAGCUCUUCUGCUGGCCGGGCCACCGGGCACUGGCAAAACCGCCAUUGCUCUGGCCAUUGCCCAGGAGCUGGGCAACAAGGUGCCCUUCUGUCCCAUGGUCGGAUCGGAGGUAUUCAGCAAUGAGAUCAAGAAGACCGAGGUGCUGAUGGAGAACUUCCGGCGCUCCAUUGGUCUCCGCAUCCGUGAGACCAAGGAGGUGUACGAGGGCGAGGUUACGGAACUCACUCCCGUGGAAACCGAGAAUCCCAUGGGCGGCUAUGGCAAGACCAUCAGCAAUGUGGUCAUCGGCUUGAAGACAGCCAAGGGAACCAAACAACUCAAACUGGAUCCCAGCAUUUUUGAUGCCUUGCAAAAGGAGAAGGUGGAGGUGGGCGAUGUCAUCUACAUAGAGGCCAACAGUGGUGCCGUGAAGCGUCAGGGUCGCAGCGACACCUUUGCUACAGAGUUUGAUCUCGAAACCGAGGAGUAUGUGCCGCUGCCCAAGGGCGAUGUGCACAAGAAGAAGGAGGUUAUCCAGGAUGUUACUCUGCACGAUCUGGAUGUGGCCAAUGCUCGUCCACAGGGCGGCCAGGAUGUGCUCUCCAUGAUGGGCCAACUCAUGAAGCCGAAAAAAACUGAAAUCACUGACAAACUACGCAUGGAGAUCAACAAGGUGGUAAACAAGUACAUUGACCAGGGCAUAGCCGAACUGGUUCCCGGAGUCCUCUUCAUCGACGAGAUUCACAUGCUCGAUCUGGAGACCUUUACCUACCUACACAAGUCGCUGGAAUCUCCCAUUGCCCCAAUUGUGAUUUUUGCCACCAAUCGCGGACGCUGUGUUAUUCGUGGCACCACCGACAUAGUUUCGCCGCACGGAAUUCCGCUGGAUCUGCUCGAUCGUUUGCUGAUCAUCCGCACACUCCUCUACUCCACUGCCGACAUGGAGCAGAUUAUCAAGCUGCGCGCCCAGACCGAGGGACUGCAGCUGGAGGAGAACGCCUUCGCACGCCUCAGCGAGAUUGGAACCAGCUCCACGCUGCGCUACGCCGUCCAGCUGCUGACCCCGGCCCAUCAGAUGUGCAAGGUGAACGGACGCAACCAGAUCAGCAAGGAGGAUAUCGAGGAUGUGCACUCGCUCUUCCUUGACGCCAAGCGCUCCUCGAAGCAUUUGUCCGAAAAGAACAAUAAGUUUAUGUUGUAAGUUUGACGAUUCCAGCUGAAUUGUAUUUCCAUUUGCACGGAUUUCCCAGUAAAAGAAAAGAAUGAUAAGCAA
This is a messenger RNA of Drosophila teissieri, 1628 nucleotides long. RefSeq names its product ruvB-like helicase 1 (gene pont). Lineage: Eukaryota; Metazoa; Arthropoda; Insecta; Diptera; Drosophilidae. Gene Ontology annotation, cellular component: Ino80 complex; Swr1 complex; R2TP complex. Bases 186 to 1556 code for a protein of 456 amino acids. The record is from RefSeq and is a predicted model, not a curated record. Gene Ontology annotation, biological process: regulation of transcription by RNA polymerase II; chromatin remodeling; box C/D snoRNP assembly. The transcript has 4 exons. Gene Ontology annotation, molecular function: ATP hydrolysis activity; DNA helicase activity; ATP binding.